This is a messenger RNA of Thamnophis sirtalis, 2802 nucleotides long. The record is from RefSeq and is a predicted model, not a curated record. NCBI's taxonomy places the organism in Eukaryota, Metazoa, Chordata, Lepidosauria, Squamata, Natricidae.
UGAGGGGAGAGGUGGAAGCCUAAGAGGGAAAAGAGGGGGGGUUGUGGUCUGUGAGUUGAGCCCCCUUAAUUUGAGGGAAAAGAGACCCUUCUUAGGAAAGAAAUAUUUUCAAUUGCCCUCCAAAUUUCAUAUCUUGUAGCUACUGGGUACGUGCAGGGAAGGAAGGAAAUUUGCACUUAUCCGCCUUUUUUGUGGGAGAUGCCUAUUAAUAAUGACCCUUUCUUGAAUGAGACAAACGUUUCCCUGGAAAUAGAAAAGUAUUAAGAAAAAAAAUACCCUUCCUUCCUUGCUUGCUUUCUGAAUGGGAUGGAUAGCAAUGAGCCAUCAUUUGGAGAGAGAGAGAAAAACCUCCCCAAAUUGUUACUUUUACAUGUUUAGUUUUUAGAAGUCCUUCAGUGGACCCUCUCUCUUGCAGGCAGAUAAAAAAGUAUUAUACAUUUUCUCAAGAUUUUAUUUUUUAAACAAAGCGGGCAUUCUCCUUUGGAAGAGAUCUUUAGAGCUAAGUGUGCACUUUAGAUGUAAGGAACUUUUGCGCUGCUGAUUUCCACGGCAUCCACCUAAUUGUAAAGAGAGUCAUUAAUUGAAUUGUGUUUUUUUUAGAGGGCAGUUAUAUUUCCUGCUAAGCUGGGUUAUGGCAAAAAGAGAUGUCUCGCCGCCUUAAUCUUGGGGAAAGGGAACUUACUUAAUCUGAAGAAGUGUUGUUGAAGAUAUCUUAAUCACAUCCAGCCCCGUUUAUGGUGGGUCCGUAGUACUGGGAAAACUGAGUAAGGUUUGCACUGCCUGCCUUGAUAUCUGAAACAGUGGGGUGGACACAUCAUGUGUCAGGUAGACCCCAGGUGGUUGAAGGAUGCCCCUUACUAGAUACAGAAGGCCUCGAACCUUUGUCAAGGGUGAAAAAGAAGCAGUUAAAAUCAGUAUUGAAAAUUCCUCUAAAGAGACUUGGUUUCAGCUUCCCAACGGCUGAAAGGAUCCUUCACGCAAGUUGUACCUGGGUGGCGAGAGCAGAAGUUGCGUCUCGGAUUUUCCACAUCACACUUUGGAAACAAGAGCUGUCGUUUCUUGCUCAGCAAUGGCACACCCCUAAAAAAUAGCAAGUCUGUUGUUUUUAUUUCAAACGUGGACAGUCUUUUGAAGAUGACUUAGGUCUCAAGGGGAAAAAAAGUUUGGACUUAACUAAGGAAGACAAACUGAUUUCAGAUACUUGGAGUAGCAGGAUAAGAUCAAAAAGUUAAAGCUAAGUGUAAAUUGAGCUGCAUUGAUUUCUCUCUCCCCUCCCCCACUCUCUUUUAAAAGAGGCACUGUAAGUUGGAAUGUGGUGCUGGAUCUCUGUAGGAUCCCUCUAAGUUGAUGGAAAAGUUCUCAUAGGUUUUUAUUUUUCAUUUUAAGUUAAAACUGUACAGUCGUUUGGAAAAUUCUUACUUGCCUCCACCGAAACUUUUUUUUUUUCCACUCAAAGAUUUUGGACACAAAAAAAGUAUUGGAUACAUCAGGAACUGGAUUUAUAACACAUUUUUGCUUAGGGAAAAACAACAAGAUGGAUCUAGAGGAGUCUCAGCAGUUGGGCAUGUUUGUGGAAGGUGAAUUGAUGUCAGUGGGCAUGGACACGUUCAUCCACCGAAUUGACUCUACAGAAGUGAUCUACCAGCCGCGGCGGAAAAGGGCCAAACUCAUAGGCAAAUAUCUGAUGGGGGACUUGCUUGGGGAAGGGUCUUAUGGCAAGGUCAAAGAGAUGCUGGACUCUGAAACUCUCUGUAGGAGAGCUGUCAAAAUCCUUAAGAAGAAGAAGCUGCGACGGAUCCCCAAUGGAGAAGCUAAUGUUAAAAAGUAUAUGGUGAUGGAGUAUUGUGUCUGUGGCAUGCAAGAGAUGUUGGACAGCGUUCCUGACAAAAAGUUUCCAGUCUUUCAAGCGCACGGGGAAAUACAACUCCUACGGCGGUUGCGGCACAAAAAUGUGAUCCAGCUAGUUGACGUGUUAUACAAUGAAGAGAAGCAAAAAAUAUAUCCUUCCUUUGGGCUCCCAGCUGGGGCCUUGCACCCAUUUGCUGAGGACGACGUGUGCCGAACCAGCCAAGGGUCACCAGCUUUUCAGCCUCCAGAAAUUGCCAACGGCCUUGAUACCUUUUCUGGCUUCAAAGUGGACAUAUGGUCAGCCGGUGUCACACUGUACAAUAUUACGACAGGCCUUUAUCCCUUUGAGGGAGAUAAUAUUUAUAAAUUAUUUGAAAACAUUGGAAAAGGAGACUACGUAAUCCCUGAGGAUUGUGGCCCUCCGCUUUCGGAUUUGCUUAGAGGAAUGCUUGAAUACGACCCAGCCAAGAGGUUUUCAAUACAGCAGAUAAGGCACCACAACUGGUUUCGGAAAAAGCACCCUCAGUGUGAGCCUCCCAUCGCCAUCCCGCCCAGCCCGGAGACGAAGGAUCGGUGGAGGAGCAUGACGGUGGUGCCUUACUUGGAAGACCUCCAUGGUUACAACGAGGAGGACGACGAUGACUUAAGAGACGACUACCUAGAUGACGAGAUCAUUUAUACUCAGGACUUCACCAUGCCAGGGCAGGUGCCUAACGAGGCGAGGCAGAACGGACAGAGCUGCACCCGGGGGCUGCCCAAACCGGUCUGCAUGAAUGGGACGGAGUCCGGGCAGCUGGUCAGCAAGACGAAAGCCGAGCGGCGGGCCAGCGCCUCCUCCAACCCUUCCCGCAAGGCCUCUUCUGCCAGCAGCAAGAUCCGCAAACUCUCGACCUGCAAGCAGCAGUGACCCCGGCUGGACCGCCCACCACGGUUGGUAUAACCGUUCGGGAGGCA